AGAGUCAUUUUGCAAAAUUGUAGUCUCAUUUCCCUAAACAACUCCAGACUGAAUUGUACUUUAGUUCCUCAGUUCUAUAUUUUUGCAGAGGCAGAAACCCAAGCUCUUGAUUUUUUUUUUAAAGUGUUGCUGACGGGUUGAGAUAACUUUUUACUCCAUUAUGUAUAACCAUGGAAUAGCAUUAACAAGUGAAAGAUGUAAUAAAUUAGACAUCUCUACAUUUUAGACAGAGAAGAUGGAAACAUCAUUGUUUUUCUUUUCUCAAUUAAAUAUGUGUGAACCAAAAGAAAAAACUUUUUUCAAGUUAAUAUAUGGUUCAGGAAAAGAAGAAACAAGCAAAGAAGCCAAAAUCAGAGCUAAGGAAAAAAGAAAUAGGCUAAGUCUUCUUGUGCAGAAACCUGAGUUUCACGAAGAUACUCUUUCCAGCAGAUCUGGGCAACUGGCCAAAGAAACAAGAAUCUCUCCUGAAGAAGCAGUGAUAUGGGGUGAAUCAUUUGACAAACUGCUUUCCCAUAAAGAUGGACUGGAGACUUUUACCAGAUUUCUUAAAACUGAAUUCAGUGAGGAAAACAUUGAAUUUUGGAUAGCCUGUGAAGAUUUCAAGAAAAGCAAAGACCCUCAACAAAUAAUUCAUAAAGCAAAAGCAAUAUAUGAGAAAUUUAUACAGAAUGAUGCUCCACAAGAGGUUAACCUUGAUUUUCACACCAAAGAAAUCAUCACCAGGAGCAUCACCCAACCCACCCUCCACAGUUUUGAUGCUGCACAAAGCAGAGUGUAUCAGCUCAUGGAGCAAGACAGUUACACACGUUUUCUGAAAUCUGACAUCUAUUUAGACUUGAUAGAAGGAAGACCUCAGAGACCAACAAAUCUUAGAAGACGAUCACGUUCAUUUACCUACAAUGAAUUCCAGGAUGUAAAGUCAGAUGUUGCCAUUUGGUUAUAAAGAAAAUUAAUUUUGCUCAUUUUGCUGGCAAGCUUGUAUAUCUGCUUCUAAGAUAUAGCGUGUUUAUGUUAACAAAUUGGUUAAGUCUUUUAAAAUAAAGUGCAUCAUUCGAAAUGAUUUAAAAAAUGCAAACCAAAAUUUUUUUUCUGACAAUAUAUACUCUAUCUGCCAAGAUAUUCUGUAAAAGCUUCCAUCUGACUUCAUUUCAUUCAGUCAGAAAAACUUAUUGCUUAAUUAAAAGGCAGAAAAGAAGUAAUAAUUAUGUUGUAUAAGAUUGUAAAGGUUAAACUUUUGCAAAAUUUCAACAGUUUGGCCAAAUAUCUAGUUUGGACUUUUUUUUCUAGAUGUAAACUAUAUGAUGCUCAGAUAGCCAUGUAUUUGGACAACAUUUUCUAUAAUGAUGAAGCUUUUCUCUGGUUCAGUUAUAGAGAGUAUAGAACCCUGGCUCAAGAAUAGCAAUAUAUCACUUCUAGUUAUAAGCCAGCAACAGGAACUUUUGGGAGGACACAUUCAUCUCUACAGAACUUCCAGGUCAUACAGAACCUAGGUUGAUAACCAAGAAUGGGAUCUACAUUUGUGCUCAUUCCUAAGCGAGCAUGGACUUACUCAGUUAUACGGAACCACUUCUGCUGGUCAAAGAAACAUGACCAGAUGCUGCAAUAGCUCCAGGUUGGGACUGAGUGGAGCAUCUUCUCAUCUGUGAGAAAAACUUUCCGCUAAAAGAGUGGGCAGUGAGUCAUCUGAAUGAUGACCAGAGGAGGUUUAUCCCCAGAGUCAUGAACCUUUAUUUUUGGAAUGAGAGGAAAUAAAGUGGCAAGGAGUCCAAGGCCCUGGAAACUCAGGCACAUGCCACACUGGCUCAUAUUCAGAUAGUGCUCCUCCAUGGAUCAUGUUCUUAUUCCAAAUCUCACUGAAUCAUUUAAUACUAUAUUAUUCAAAGAUGAUGAUGCUAAUAAGUAUGUAUGUCUCUAACUAUCGGGAAAUAUUUACUUUUAGAUGUGUGUUGCAUUAUAUGUAAACGUCUGUAUUUAAAAUGUCAUACGUUUGGCUUUGGCAAAUGUUAUUUUAGUUGAACUGUAAAGUAUAAAACUGUAGAUCACCUAUAGUAAUAAAUAUUUUUAAUUUCUUCAUUCAUACAGUUAA
Messenger RNA from Aethalodelphis obliquidens (Pacific white-sided dolphin), 2086 nucleotides. RefSeq names its product regulator of G protein signaling 18 (gene RGS18). NCBI's taxonomy places the organism in Eukaryota, Metazoa, Chordata, Mammalia, Artiodactyla, Delphinidae. The transcript has 5 exons. The record is from RefSeq and is a predicted model, not a curated record. The coding region runs from base 236 to 943 and encodes 235 amino acids.